Molecule: messenger RNA, 1624 nt
Organism: Syzygium oleosum
Lineage: Eukaryota; Viridiplantae; Streptophyta; Magnoliopsida; Myrtales; Myrtaceae
Product: protein JINGUBANG
Exons: 1
Coding region: 66-1421 (451 amino acids)
Molecular function (GO): protein binding
Source: RefSeq, a predicted model, not a curated record
GCGUUUCUAUUUAUGCAGCCCCUAGACUCCUCUCUCGCCCCCGCUCGAAAACAAGGACUACGGCCAUGAAGGUCCGGUCAUGGCUCGCCACCUGCUCCUCCUCCUCUUCCUCCUGCACUGCCACCGCCGCCGACGCCACCGUCCCUUUGUCCCUCUACCAAUCGUCUAACGGCGGCACAAGCCCCUCCUCCGGCUCUCCGAGCGGCGGCACGUCGUCAUCAUCCUCCUCAUCGUCAAGCUCAACCUCUCGCGACACCAGCAGCAGCAGCAUCGAGUCCAACCUCUCCCUCCAAACGCUACCGUCCGUCCCUUCCCUCCAAACCCCAACCACCGAAUCCCUCCACCUCUCCGUCUCUCACCACCUCCUCUACGCUCUGUCUGCUCCUUGCCUCCUCCCCAUCACCUGCCUCGCCCCCCACGGCAAGCUCCUCUACGCCGCCUGCGGCCACGAGAUCCACGUCUACGACACCUCCGAUGGCUCCGCCGGCGGCGAGAUCUCCCGCAUCGACGCUUUCAACACCCGCGCCUCAUCCUCGGGCUCCGUCAAGUCCGUCGUCUUCUGCGGUGGCCGGGUCUUCACCGCGCACCAGGACUCGAAGAUCCGCGUCUGGCAGGCAGCGGCAGACGGGCGGCACGGGCUGGUCGCGACCCUCCCCACCGUAGGCGACCGCCUCCGCCGCUUCAUGCUCCCGAAGAACUACGUCACGGUACGCCGCCACCGGAAGCAGCUCUGGAUCGAGCACGCCGACGCUGUCUCCGCCCUCGCGGCGAACGGCGGCCUUGUCUACUCCGUCUCCUGGGACAAGACCCUCAAGGCAUGGCGCGGCGGCGGCGACAGCGGCUCCGAUCUCCGGUGCCUGGAGUCCGUCCGGGCCCACCACGACGCGGUCAACGCUGUGGUGGUGGCCACCGACGGGACGGUCUACACCGGGUCAGCGGACAAGAGGAUCCGGGUCUGGGCGAGGCAGACGGGCGAGGAGCGGCACUCCCUGGUGGCGACGCUGGAGAAGCACAGGUCGGCGGUCAACGCGCUCGCAUUGGCCGCGGACGGGUCGGUGCUGUUCUCGGGCGCGUGCGACCGCUCGAUACUGGUGUGGGAGCGAGAGGACAGCGCCAACCACAUGGUGGUGACGGGCGCUCUGAGAGGGCACGCCAAGGCGAUCCUGUGCCUGACCAGCGUCUCCGAUCUGCUGCUCAGCGGGUCGGCGGAUCGGACGGUGAGGAUCUGGCGGCGGGCAGCGGAGGGCAGGUACUGUUGCUUGGCCGUGCUGGAGGGCCACCGGAGGCCCGUGAAGUCGCUGGUUGCCGUUUCCGGCGGAGACGGCCUCGUCACGGUGUUCAGCGGAAGCCUGGACGGCGAGAUUCGAGUGUGGCGAUUCUUGGUUUCGACCGUCGACAAGGGCCGGCUGGGAUCUUGUUGAAAUUUGAAUUCGUGAGGCAAAAUAAAGCGAAUAAAUUUUGUAGGACGAAAAAAAGAACUUAGAAAUUAUGGUAUAAGCUGUUUUUUUUCAGGCUUUUUUGUGGCACCAUCUUGUGAAUAGGUCCUUUUUUUCCCCUCCUUGAAGAAAUUGUUGUCAAUCAGAGUUUAUACUCUUAUCAAUUUCAUGAUUAUAUUUAUUGAUAA